Apis laboriosa (Himalayan honeybee) is the source of this 1080-nucleotide messenger RNA. RefSeq names its product probable rRNA-processing protein EBP2 homolog. The transcript is spliced from 3 exons. The record is from RefSeq and is a predicted model, not a curated record. The coding region runs from base 47 to 1000 and encodes 317 amino acids. Lineage: Eukaryota; Metazoa; Arthropoda; Insecta; Hymenoptera; Apidae. Gene Ontology annotation, cellular component: nucleolus; nuclear periphery; preribosome, large subunit precursor. Gene Ontology annotation, biological process: rRNA processing; ribosomal large subunit biogenesis.
CAAUAAGAGUUUUAAAUUUAUACAUUCGACAAAUUUAAGUUAAAAAAUGAAAGUAAAAAAAGCUAUAAAAGCGUCAUCAUCUUCCGAAUCCGAUUCGGAAUAUAAUUCAUCAGACGAAGAAUUGAGGCAAGCGUUUGCAGAAGGUUUAUUAAAACCUGGUCUAAAUGUAGUAAUUGAAAAAAAUAAAAAAACACCAAAAAAUUGCGUUUCUCUUAUGAAAAAGAAGCUAGAAGAAAUUAAAUUGAAUUUACCAUGGAUUGAAAGAUUAGACUUGAUCAAUGCACCAGCACCUUUAGCGCCAGAAUUGGCAUUGCAAAUGCAAGAACAGGAAGACAGACGUGCAAAGCAAUUGAAAGGGAAUAAAAAAUUACCUCAAUAUGAUCCAGCAGAUGAUCCGGUUCUAAAUGAUUUUCGUAGAGAAACAAUGUUUCAUAGACAAGCACAGGCUGCUGUUAUGGAGGGUAUUGCCCGAUUAAAAAAACUUGGUAUUCCAACAACCAGGCCAGAUGAUUAUUUUGCUGAAAUGGCAAAAUCAGAUGCUCAUAUGCAUAAGGUCAGAGAAAACCUAAUGAAACAACAGACAAUAGCGCAAAGAUCAGAAAAGGUUAGGCAAUUGAGACAACAAAGGAAAAUAGGAAAACAAAUGCAAAUAGAAGCAACUUUAAAAAAACAUGCAGAAAAGAGAAAAUUAUUAGAAGAGGUCAAAAAGUACCGUAAGGGUGUAAGAAAAGAUCUUGAUUUCUUAGAAGAUAAACAGAAACCUCAAGGCAAAACAGUGGAUCAAAAAGCAGCAGCAAAACGUAAAAUGAGGGAUGCCAAAUUUGGUUUUGGUGGUAAAAAAAGAGGUAGCAAAAAAAACACAAGGGCAAGUUCCGCAGAUGUGUCAGAAUAUAAAAGACCUUCACUACCAGGAAAAGAUUUGAAGAAGAAAAAAGGAAAAUCGAAACAGAGAUUAGGAAAAAGUCGUAGGAUACAGAUGAAAGCAAAGAAAAAACGUUAAUAGCGAUAAAUUAAUUGACAAAGUAUUUUAUAUAAUUAAAUGAUGUUUACUUGUAAAAUAAAUAUUUUAUGUAAUCUUGA